Messenger RNA from Gongylonema pulchrum, 528 nucleotides. The record is from the annotation of a GenBank genome assembly. NCBI's taxonomy places the organism in Eukaryota, Metazoa, Nematoda, Chromadorea, Rhabditida, Gongylonematidae.
AUGGCAAGACGUCUUAGCAAUGCAAUCGUUAAUCGUUUGACAGAAAAUUGCGACGAUUUUAUUUGUCAUCCAUUCGCCAAUUAUGCUGUGCAACGUAUACUAAAAUGUGGCUUCUACCCUCAGGCUUGCGAUUACAUCAUCGAACAGGCAAUCCUACGCAAUGUACUGCUGUUGGCGCAGGAUAAAUUUGGGUCGUAUAGCGUUCAGGCGGCACUGUCCCAUGCUUCGCCGGCAUUGCUUAACUCCCUGGUAACAGAGAUUAUUGAUGGCUACGAAAGUGACAAUAGGGGACGUGAUGCGCUCGAUGUGAUGCUUUUCAAUCAGUAUGGUAAUUAUGUUGUGCAAACACUGAUCAAUGUGUCGAUGGAUGUACUUGCGGAUCGAAGACCUGGCCAACAAUCAUGGUUCACGCAUGUCGUGGAUCAUGUUGUGAAACAUGCAUCAGAUUUGAGGAAGUAUACGUUCGGUAAAAAAAUUCUCCAGAAACUCAGCGAGUGUGGUGUUGAAUUUGAAAUACCGCUUUUCUAA